This is a messenger RNA of Metarhizium acridum CQMa 102, 672 nucleotides long. RefSeq lists its product as uncharacterized. The record is from RefSeq and is a predicted model, not a curated record. Lineage: Eukaryota; Fungi; Ascomycota; Sordariomycetes; Hypocreales; Clavicipitaceae.
AUGGAGUCAACGCCAUUGACGAACGAGGCCUGCGGUCAUCCCACGUCCAAGAAAGAGACGGUUCUUUUGGGAGCAGCAUCAAUCACUCAGGACUUCAAGCCGCUUAAAAAUAUCUGUGCUCAUCUGAAUGCCUUCCACGCCUACGCAGAUGAUCCCAGUCGAUCGGUUGAAGCAGAUCACUUCUGCAGCCAGAUCAACAGUGAUGUUCGGCAGUGUCUCCUGUACGACUCCCCCGAUAGCAACGCAAAGCUUAUCGGCAUAGAGUAUAUGAUCACACCGCGUCUCUUUGCGUCCUUACCACCCGAUGAGCGUUGCCUGUGGCAUUCGCACGUCUACGAAGUCAAGUCUGGCAUGCUAGUCAUGCCAAAUCGCCUAGUGCCACAGACGGCGUGGGAUACGGCAGAAAACAAGGAGAUGGAGGAGAUUAUUACUUUAUAUGGGAAAACAUAUCAUCUGUGGCAAACGGAUAGAGGGGACAAGUUGCCACUUGGGGAACCAAAGUUGAUGACUAGUUAUACGUGUGAUGGGCAGCUGGACUUUGCCAAGGUGGAAGAGAGAGAUAAAAGACUCGGAACUAACUACAGAGAGAAGAAGGACAAAAGACGGGAAAUUCCUAUCCCUGAAAUACACAAAGGCAAGUUCACGUCUGUAAAGCUUGCAAAUUCGGUAUAA